Molecule: messenger RNA, 1458 nt
Organism: Trypanosoma rangeli
Lineage: Eukaryota; Euglenozoa; Kinetoplastea; Trypanosomatida; Trypanosomatidae
Exons: 1
Coding region: 1-1458 (485 amino acids)
Source: RefSeq, a predicted model, not a curated record
AUGGGAGUCGACGCGCGGCGUGCCAGCCCCACGGUGGUCGUGGUGCUUCUCGGGCUCUUCGCACUUGUCGGCACCGCAGAAGGGCACAGUUUUCCAGUAGAGCCAGUGGCUCCUUUGAGCCUUUUCAAUGGCGAGUCCUACGCCGCCUCGACGUUUCUCUACUGGGCACAAGUCGUGAGUUCAUUUGUGGAGAUGAUUCUUGACUCGGCGGAGCCACCGGUCUUGCUCGACAAGGUAAACCAUUUGACACGUGCCAAGAAAAAGGGCACCGUGGCGAGAGAAAUUUGGGCCCCGCGUAGCGCUAUGGUAAAGCACGUACCUGAAGUUGAACCCUUUGCUGUGGCCCCCAUGCCAAUGUACUACGUACCACCACCAAAGGGAAAGUUGCCUCUACACACCUGCUGGUCCGGCUACCUGGCAGUUCCCUUCAACACCACUUUCUUGUGCUCAGGCACACCAAAGACGGCAACCCAGUACAACGCGAUGACGGACUCCGAACGGGAGAAGUGCACCUACAAUCGUGAGGUGGGAGAAGUCUGUCUCUGCCCAAUCGGCACUGUUUGGGUGAAGAAACAGCUUGGCGAAAGCUGGGUGUGCAUCCCACGACUACUUCUCGUUUCAACUCGUUUGGAGGAUAAGUUUCUGUGCCAGGACCCUGAUGGUGAGGCGCUUGGCCUCCGCAGCAGUCACAGCCCGAGUGACUUUUGCCUGCACGUCCAGCGGGACGAGACGCUUUCCCUUGACCUUAAUGUGAGCUUCCGGUGGAUGGAGAACGACGAGAUUGCAAGUUUUCAGGCGUUGAAGGGCACCUUGCUGCUUUUUGGGAACCUACAGUACGAUGAGAUUUACAUUACGGUGUGGCGGGGCGUGUUUGGCUUCCCCGACUUGCUGGCGCGUUCCUCCAAACUUUUUAAAUUUGUUGUGAAGCCUGACCCGCUGAACCUGCAUGCUUUUGGCGUCGUGGAGGGUCACCCGCUGCAGGAGGACGGUCACUUUGAGCACGUCGUGUACCCGUUCAGAGAUAUGGCGUUGCUGCAAGAAGGGCGGAUGCAUCAAACGCUGUCGGAAAGACAUUUCAUCAACAAGAUCUUCAGUGGGAAGCGUAACUUUACCCUGCAACGAGUUGAGAGAAAUUUGGGUCUGCUAAGUAGUGACUAUGUCACUAACGACAUGAUGUACAUGGAGAUUGGUUUUUGUGGUUCCGCCCUCCCUUUAGGAGGCCGCCACGCGCGUGUAUGGAUCACGUUCGAAGAACUUCCGCCUGUGGCGGAGACGUACACGUACGACCAGCCGCUAAGCUCGCCGGUCAUAGCAGGCAUCGUCUUCGCCUGUGCAGUUGUCAUGGGUGUCCUGGUGGCGGUGGGGUGGUAUUGCUGCCAUCGGCGAUUGGAAGUCGAUGAUCGGCUGGUGAUUGACGCCCAAGAUGAGCAGAGCCAACGAAGGAAGAAGAUGCAGUGA